Magallana angulata is the source of this 9876-nucleotide messenger RNA. RefSeq lists its product as uncharacterized. NCBI's taxonomy places the organism in Eukaryota, Metazoa, Mollusca, Bivalvia, Ostreida, Ostreidae. The record is from RefSeq and is a predicted model, not a curated record. Gene Ontology annotation, molecular function: protein binding; ATP hydrolysis activity; single-stranded DNA binding. Gene Ontology annotation, cellular component: condensed nuclear chromosome. Gene Ontology annotation, biological process: resolution of meiotic recombination intermediates; regulation of apoptotic process. The coding region runs from base 69 to 8285 and encodes 2738 amino acids. The transcript is spliced from 33 exons.
GUACUAUACUUUAAAAUCUUUGAGUUAGUUCAGGAUCUCUGCAACUUUUAAAUGAAAGAAAUCGAAAUAUGGUGCGGUAUCGUGGACUAGAUUACCUUUCGCUAGUCAGACUAAAAAGGAAAGAAUUUAUAGCCAGAGCCCGACUGUCUCUGGCAGAAACAUGCCAGCCUGUUCUCUCGGAUCGAAGUCUUCACAGAACCAGACACCCUUGGGCUUCAGCCAUCCCUGACCAGGCUCUGUUGUUAGGAGACCUUGAACAGCCUGAUCCUCAUAUAGCCAAGCUGUUCACUUCAUUGAAAUCUGUAAAACACAACUCACUAGAGCUCUAUGGUAGAGAGAUUUCAACCCUAAGCAUCAACACUUCCCCUCCAGUCUCUGAGGGCCUGAGGACCAAUGAGGACCAGGAUGAGGCUGAGGACCAUGGAGAUUUUGACGAGUUGUAUGGAGACUUUGACUUGGUUGACUUUGUUCACACAAAGGAAGAGGACAAAGAUCUAUUGUAUACAGAGGAGUUUCAAACAGAGACACUUUGUUGGGGUACAACUGUUACAGAUGACCUCUUCGAGGAUGUGACUCUUGACCUUGGCCCUGUGAAACCACAUGUACCCUCACUGGGAUCCCAAGUCCAGGGUCUGCAGCCUCUUCCCCUACUUGACCCCCUGCUGAAUGGAGAAAGAGAGUGCAGACAUGAGCCCUUAGAACUUCAUGUAGUGCCUGAGACCUCCGUCACAUCACAGAAUCAAACCCAGGAGGUGUUCACCAGGGAGGAGCGAUUCCAUGGGGAGAAUUAUUUGGAGAACCUUCUAUUAAAGAACAGAGACCUGGUAGAGAGAGACUCCCACUUGACAAGCCUGGGUCAGCUGUCUCCAUUACCCCUAGAUGAGGGUACAGAGGACAUAAAGAUGGGGACUAGUGUUAAGCAUUGCUGUCAGCUGGAGGAGUAUGUGGUAAACCAACAGGCUGGGGGUCCCCCAUUGUCAUCAACAAAGGAUCCCCAUGUGAAGACCUGGAGCACAGAUCUAGAGAUCUGUAGCUGGCCUGACGACUACAGUUUGGAGACCCCCGUUAUAAAGUCCAGUCUGUCCGCUGAUUUACUUACUGUGGGAGAACUCAAACCUCUAGCUCUCAAAAGAGGCAGGGAGUUUGUUUCACUGUCCAAUUCUACACAACAUCAACUAUUACCAUCAGACAGCCAUUUUGACUUGUGCUGUGUAGAGAGAUGCAGAUUUUCUGAACCAGACAUUGACAGAGUGGAACUCCUGCAGAUGAAGAGACUUAACAAAGAGUGGAAGGAGGUGGCUGUAUUGAAGUGGAAUAUGUGGAAGGUGGAGCUCAACUUGUGUUGGAUUCUCCACCCUCCGACAGAGGAAAGACUGGAUUUGAAUGAAGCAGUGCUGGGGUACAUGCGGAAUGGGAGACAAAAUCAUAAAGAUUAUCAAGAGAUAUUUCACAAAGAAAUGUUUGAGUUGCCUCCCUUGGAAUUGCCUGGACCUACAGUUAAAAUCAAGGAGAAAGUGAAUAAUUCAAAACCAUUUUCUGCUCUGUGUGAUUCAGAGUACCAGCCGAUGCAUUUACCUCCAAACACAAAGCGUCUCGCACAUACUGUCCCCUGCAUAACUUCAGAUAACAGCACAGUAGAAACUCUAUAUAUUGACUUAGAAGAAGAGGCUUCACUGAGCCAAGGAGAAAGCAAAAUCACAGAGCAUGAAGGACAGUAUCAGUGUUUGAUUCCAAGGCCAUUUAAGUUAAAAGAUGGUGAGUGCACUAGCAAUGUUUGUAGGACACUAGUGGAGACUCAAUCACAAAGAGACGGCAGUGCCUCCGUACUAAAACAUCAGGAGCUGAGCAUCAGUAGCAGCCCAGCCCACAGAACUAGCCCACCUGUCUCACCUGUCCCACCUGUUUUACCUAUCUCACCUGUAUCCCUGAGCCCUGACAGAAUCCUGUCACUCCGCUCUCUACAGGAUCCUUUCUUGGACUCCCCUGUUAAAACUGGUCAAAACAAAAUGCAAUUUAUGAAAAACCAGCAUGGUACACCAAAGGAGAAUCCACAUUUACAAAAUAUUCAGAAGACAGAUUCCCAUCAGCAGCACAGAGACUUAAACAGUGAUAAUUGUAAACCACUGUCAGACACACGGUCACACUCGCCUGGGGGUGGAGAAGACACCCAAAGUAAAGGACAGAUGAGGAGUCAGGCCACCCCUCGACAGAGUCAAACAGGGUCAAAGGUUAACCAAUCACAAUCACCCCCCACUCACGAUGGCAGAUGCCUGGGAGUUAAUAACGUCACACAAACCACGCCCUUCUCUGAUAUUCCCAAGGUCCGGAGAGGGAGAGAGCCGGGAACCACUCCACAGAAGAGUCCAAACAAGAGGCCAUCAAAAUCCAGGGUGAAAUGUAUCACCUACCAGCUGGAGGAUGAGUAUCAACAAAUCAUCAGUCUGGUUACCCAGCAUGCUUCCUAUUUCAUCACUUCCUUGGUGAACAGUGGUGACAUUGACAAAUCUAUUAUCUUCACCUCCCUGACCCCUGACCUCACAAGGUUUCUUGUCAAGGAAGUCACAAGUCAACCUGAUAAUGCACAUUAUGAGGAGCGGUAUCGCUCCAGUCUGGCCCUCCACACUCUGUGCUGUGCUAGAGAGAUGAUAACCUUGGGUUGUCUGGAGUCAGGACUGGAACUUUUGUCUGUGAUACAAGAGAAAUACAGGGACCAGCUCAAAGACUGUCUGGAGACCCUGAGACAGCGACUGUUGUCAGCCAAACUGUGGUGUGACCGGCGGGGAAUCCUACACCCCAAGGUGUACCGGGCAUGUCAAAGUGUCCACCGUAAGCUGACCGGUAAAGACCCAGAGAGGCUCAGUCACACCAAGAUUCUAGUGAUUUUGAGUAAAGACCUGGACAGUUUGGUCAGCACACUGGGGCACAAUCUACAGAGGGUAGAUGGGGUCAAAGUUCACAUCCAGGUCACAGGAAACUGCCAGAGUGUUCUAGACAAUUUGGACCACUGUAACUGCAUGCUGCUACAGGAGGAGCAGAUCGGGUCAGACUUUCCAUGGUCCCAGUUUUGUCUCGUGCUGGAGUACGAGGGGAACAGGUUCUCGGAGCUGUGUGAGCGUCAGAACAUCUCCUACAGACACUUCUCCUACUCUGCUCCUACAACUAAUGGUACAGCUAUAAGUAUAACACAAUUCAACGUAACUAUAGUAUGCUCCAAAGCAGUGCCAAAAAACUUUGUCCAUAUAUUAGAAUCCAAAUAUGGAGUGACCUGUCUGUACAGAAGCUGUUGGGCGGGGCUGACCCUCCCACACAUUGUGAUUGACGAGCUGACUGCUGUAGUGAUGUAUGAUGUGUCAGCCAUAGGGACAGAGUUCUCUCCCUUACUGAGAGUACUCUCCCUCCUCGCCCAACAGUUCAGAGACAUCCUUAUAAUUGGCAGCACCCACAACUUUACCCAGCCACUGUUGAAGCUAAGACAGCACCAACAAAAGCUGAAUUUCUUCCUAGGCCGAGCUGUGUCCAAAGUCCCUGAUCUACAGUUUAAGGUAGUGACCAGUGAUGACUUACAGAAGACGGCAGAGAUGGUGAUCCGUGUGUGUCGGCUCGUGUUGACGACAGAUGACCAGAACUGGAUGGCAGCCUCACCCUCCCAGGAGGAAGAAUUUCUGACUGCAAUUCCUUGCAUCAAUCCCAUCUUUGCACAGAAAAUGCUUCAGAUCCUAUCCCUACAGUCCAUCACUGAUCUCCACCCCCAUCAGCUGGCCCGGCUGUUCCCCAGCACUCCCAGGAGGAUCAUACAGAUGUUUUAUGAAGCUCUGGCCAAACUGAGGACAGAGCAAUGUGUGCAAGGGAGAAAACUCUUGGAAGAACCUGUACAGGUCAGUGGGGAGAUAAACGGUACCUCCCCCCUCCCCACAGACAGACACACCUUGUUUUGGGAUAGUCAGGAGGGGGCCACUCAGGAACCACUCCGUCCUGAGGAACAGUUAGCUGCCCCUGUCAGGACUAGUAGUUGUCAGCCACGUAACCCUCCAAACAACGUACACAUUAACACUGGUGCCCUGCUCCCCCAGGAAGACUCGGACUACACCACUGAUACUCUCGCUCACAGCUGCAACUCGGAAUCUCCAAAUGAGUUUGUUCGGGCUCAGACAGGGUUUGAGCAAGAAGAGAGCUCCUAUAUAGAGGAGCUCGGGAGGGUUGUUAGCAGGCAAGCACUUGAUGAAAGGGGAGAUUCAGAAGAGAAUCAGUCCCCACUCAAGCAAACUCAGGGAGUUAACACACUGGUACAUGCACCAUUGAGAAAUCAUCAUAACAUGACACAAUUAGAGCAAAAUAAUACUGUCAACUCUGAAGAAAACUGGUGCAUGCAAGAUACUGCAAUAUAUACAGCAAAAAACAAUUUAACUUCAAAAUCUACCACUCAAGAAAUUCCUAACUUCAGUACAAAGAGUUUUGAGCAAAUUCAGUCAUUCUCUCAGAGGAUUCCCACCCCAGAGGACCUAUUUACGGAAGACAUUGGAGAUAUUCCAGCUAGUCACAUGUAUCAGGAUUUUCAAAGUGUUGAAUGCAGUCCUAAUACUAGAGUGAACUCUUAUGCUCCUGAAGUUUUGUACCAUGUUGGUAGUGGUAGUGGUAGUGGUAGUGGUCCUAGGAAACAUGAUCCUGUACACCUGGCAGAGGAAGACUCGGGGAGGAUUCACACCUGCACUGUGAACAACCCACCAGUGUCGUACAUAGUCUGUGAUGAGGCACAGCCAGAAUCGGUGGACUUUCAGGACAAUCUGAUCGCCACAACUCGACAGCUGCUGAAGCAGGCCGCCAUGACGGCCAGUGACAGGAUCUUUCCUAGAACAGGCCCUAGAAAAGUGAGCAUUGGCCUGGCUAGGCCACUCAGACAGCCCAAGUCUCAGGUGACCCCUGAUCAUGAAAUCCAAGAUGCAGUAAUACCCCCCUCGAUGAAUUCACAGAAUCAGAACCUCAACUUUUCAGGAGUGACAGCUCAACUAACCACUAAUCCACACAGUGCUCAACAAACCACUACUGCUCAACACAAAACUCCCCUGGUGGCUAAUCCAGUGCUUGAGGAGAUACCCAGUGCUGAGCUUUCUAAAGAAGCAUUAUUGUCCAACCACCGGAAACAAGGAAUGACACAGUAUAGAGAGAGUCGGGAGGGAGGAUGGAUUCAUUCAAGUAAUCAUGACUCGGUUAAGAGGGGGGUGGGGACAGAUCAGGGUCGGUGGACUACAGACAGUCAGCUGUCCGAGCCGUAUAGACACCACUCUCUGAGUCACUGUCGGUACACUGACUGUAAUGACUUCAUGGACAAUGUAGACAGCGAUCAGCGAGUGGACAGCAAGGAAACAACACAACAGACAGAGUGGCUGCCUCCCUGUAGACAGACUUACAUCCCAUCACAUGACAGUUCCAGCACCCCAUGUCAAUAUAACUUACCUAACACUCAGAGAAAUCAGCACAUACCUAACACUCAGGGAAAUGACUCUGUUGUGGAAUCAACACGUGUAACUUUGAGGACCAGGCAAGAUUACGUCCCUUUUCACAGUGGCCAACAAAACUGUAUUGAAGGAGGGGAGGAGGUUAUACACAAUGGCCGGCAGAACCGUACUAAGAGAGGGGAGGAGGAGAGGUGGCCGGGAUAUGAUUCUCCUCCAAUGGAUAUGGAGUACGAGUUUGAACCAAUACAGAGCUUUCCUCAUCCCUGGGGCACCUGCUGCCAAAAGGAACGCCCCCAUACUGCAGGCCUGACCCAGGCACCAGGUGGCCACCGGUGGGGAGAUGUACUGCAUGGUGUCAUAGAUCCCCAGCCCCUGGGUCACGAUCCCCCCCGGGGAGUUGAUAUACAUGUGGAUAGGCUCCUUGGAGUUCUGGAACUCAUGACAGAGUCAUUGCAUAGUGAGUCGGGUGUUGACCGACAGAACAUUAUGAGGCUGAGAAUCAAUAGAAUCGCAUUGGUACAAGAACUGAGAGCCGAGCACAUCAUUAACCACUUGCUGCAAACAGGGCUAAUAUCAGAGUACGACCGUGAGCGGGUCGAUAGAGGAACGACCCCAGCAGAUAAAGCUCGCCGACUUGUAGACAUCGUAACAACCAAAACCCAUGUACCUGACUGGUACAACAUAUUUAGACAGUCCAUUUUAUCCCCUGAGGACGCCAACGCUGAGACAAGAAAGCGUUACCGUUCUCUGGUUGAGUUCCUAGACAACACGGUCAUUCAUCGCCCGAUGUCUCAAUCCUCAAAAUUCAGCAGCUCGACAGCCUCACUAAAACUGCCACACUACGAACCACUGCCAGAAAUCUCCAAACAGGAACAGGAGAGGAGUAUGGGAAGGAAUAUUGCAGGGAAGAAACGCUCGGAGGAGGAAGAAGUGAUGACAGAGAAAGGUGCGCGAGACAAUGUCCCAGAGAGAGAGGACAAGGUGUCGGUCAGUCACGACAAGCCGCAGACCAUGACGCUGGUCAAAGGCUUCUUCCAGCAGUGGGUGACCACCCCAGACAACUUCAGAUCUCUCCUUCAGGUACCAGAGGAUUUGUUUAGAGAACUAGAGACCUCACAAGACAAAUAUGACAAAGCUCAGUUAGAACAAGAAAAGCUUGUUCUGGAGAAAAUCAGAAAACUUGAGAUAGUAGCUGUGUUAUCCAGAAGGAAACAGCUGCCGGAAGGGUUUGAACUGUGCAUGUGUGAGGCAGUACAUGACGUUUUGUUUGACACCAAGAAUCACCACAUGUACUUUAAAUAUCUGCGGAUGUUGGAGCGGUCAGAUGUGGACCUUAUGAUAGACAUUGUGCAAUCAUUCGGUUCAGUGUUGGAGGGGAUGGAUUUUACUCGCGUGGGUUCCGAUACGACCCAGUCUGCAAUCAAACUGGGCUUCACCCUGAUGGAUUUCCUGGGGAAGUACGGCUACUUCCAGCAGGCGGAGGUGAUCAUGACCAUUCUGCUGGCCGUUUUGAACCUCUCUCACAGCGUCGACUCCUGGAUGACCAAAUACAAGGGUUUCGUCAAGCUGAUGCAUUUCAGGAACAUGAACUAUGACUUUAAGAAAGUUCAGAAUGCCUAUGGGUUGGUGAAUGAGAUGGAAUGGCAGAUCUCCAUGAUGUCGUUUGGGCAGGACAUCAUUGACAAAACUCCAUUCUAUGUUGAAAUGUCCACAUUGAUGCUGGAGUACGGAUCUGCUAAUUCCGCCUAUGGAUGGGCACAGAAAGCUAUCAAGAGUAUGAACCAGGAGUGUCCAGCGGAUGCUGUCACCGCCCUGUGUGCGGGAGUGAUGGCGUACUGUGCUAGGUGGAGCAUAAAGAGAGCGGAGACGUUGGCCAUUCAAGCCGUACAGCAGGCCAGACAUCAUUUUGGGACCAGCCAUCCCCUUUAUAUCAAAGCUCUUCUCCACUACUGCCACUUCUCCAGCGAUUUCAAACAGGACAAAAACGGUGUACAGAUUGCUAAGUACACUCUGCGCACUGCCCAGAAGACUUAUGGUUGUGAGAUGAUUGAUGUCGCCCUGGCCCACAGGGCAGUCUCUAAGGCCCUGCUGGCCGUACAGGACUUUGAGGACAUGGCCUACUUUCACCAUGCCUCUGAAGCCCUGAGAAUUGCCCGGGCUCAGCUCCCGGACCAGUACCAUGGAAUGAUGGCCAUGUUCCUUCACAGUUCAGCCUCUGCUCUCCAGUGGAAGGCUCUGCAUUCCUCCAAGGAGUCUCAGGAGGCCACUCUGAAGCAGGCUGAGGUUGAGGCAAAACAGGCACUGAUGGUCGUUUCAUCCACGUACGGAGAACUCAGUCUCCGCACAGCACAGAUAUGUCUACUGCUCGGCCAGAUCUACAUUAAAAUGGACCAGACUGAGCAGGCAGAGGAGAUGUUGAAGAGGAGCGUGCUGUACAUGAAGCUGUGUCAGCCGGAGAACAGCCACUUCCUGAUGCUGGCCAAUGCUACCCUUGGCACCUUCUUUAAGGUCAUGGACAAACCAAGGGAGGCCAUCCAUUUCCUACAAAAUGUUGUUAAAGUACCAGACUGUGGAGUUUAUCUGAAGUGGGUCCAUGUGGUCUAUGACACGCUGAUUGCGACCUUGCAGUCACUGAACCGUAACAAGGAGAGUGACCACUAUCAGAUUCAGCUGUCCAAGUGGCUCCGGGACAACCCCAAGCACGACACGGUGGUCACGCUCCAACAGCUUCAGGAGGAUCCCCCCACCAUCGACAACUUCAAGGACGAGUUCAAUGUUUGGGAGAAGAAGGGCAAGGCCAUUUUGAGUGUACUCAAGAAAGCCAAGAAUUGAAGGCCAUUGUUUUGUGUAAGGAGCAUCAUGUGAUGAUGACAAUUAAUAAUUACUUUACAUCUAAUGCUUCAAAGUUUUCUUCAUCCCUUGGUUUUCUGUAACAAUUAUAAAAAUGAAAAAAGAUUCUUGACAAGUCAUUAAGAAACUAUGACCUUAAUAAGCAUGAUGUCAGGUAUCAGGAAAAUCCCAGCUUCUUGUCAUCUUCAUCUACAUGUAUUUCAGUAUUCCAUAAGACUAUUUUUACCAUAGUCUUCUUAAUUAUAAAUACCUUUAAGAGAUUCAGCUAUACUGGAGACCAUUAGCUUAAUAAUAACAUUCCCUAUAGUUUUAUCUGUUUACCUUUUUAAAUCAUAAAAAUUUGAUACCUAUGCAAUCUUGGGGAUUUUUGUUGUAGACUCAAUAUUAUUGCUGCACUUGUGAAAUGUACCUUAAAUUGUAGACAGAGGAACUGUCUAAUAAACGGUUAUCACGAUACACAUUGUACAAGAUACAAGUUAAACAUUGAACAUAAAACAAGAUAAUUAUUGUACAACAUACAAGAUUAUUAUUGUACAACAUACAAGAUUAUUAUCAUACAAGAUAGAAGAUGAUCAUUGUACAAAAUAUAAGAUUAUUAUUGUACAAGAUAGAAGAUGACCAUUGUACAAAAUACAAGAUUAUCAUUGUACAAGAUAGAAGAUGACCAUUGUACAAAAUACAAGAUUAUCAUUGUACAAGAUAGAAGAUGACCAUUGUACAAAAUACAAGAUUAUUAUUGUACAAGAUAGAAGAUGACCAUUGUACAAAAUAUAAGAUUAUCAUUGUACAAGAUAGAAGAUGACCAUUGUACAAAAUAUAAGAUUAUUAUUGUACAAGAUACAAGAAAAUUAUUGUACGAGAUGCAAGAAAAUUAUUGUACAAGAUAUUACAAGAUAAUAAUUGUACAAUAUAUAAGAUUAUUAUUGUACAAGAUACAAGAGUUCUAUUGUAUAAGAUUCAAAUAUUGUACAAGAUACAACAUAAUUACUGUACAUGAUACAUGUUGUAUGAAAAAACUGCACAAAAUGGCAGCAUCGACUUUACAACACAUCAGGAGAACCAGAUGGUGGUGGCCCAGUGUUAUGAUUGAUGGCUAUUUUGUUUAUACAUGUACAGUGUUGUAGUACAUACAUUUAACCCUGUGCAUUGAAUUUUAUUUUAUUUUGUAAUUUAACAUAUUACCAAGCAUCAACCCCUGAAGAGAAACACUAUAUAUAUAGUUUAAAGACUAUUUACAUGUUAUGGUAUAUACUUGUACAAUGUGUGGUACAUUUUAAUUAAUAGCAUGGGUAAGUUCAAGUGCUUUGUUAAUCUCAGUAUUAUGAAUCUUAAUGUACAUGACAUUUUUUUUGUUAUACUCUAUGAUGUGGGAUAUUCUGGCACACUGCUGUGUGGUAGUAUAAUACUUACUCCGUCCAUGUUUGUUGAAUAAGACAUUGCUGUUCUGUAUUACUGUUGUCUUUAGUUACUUCAGCCAUUUGUACGUUUUGAUUUCCUGAUUAUACACAUAAUAUUUACAUGUACCUUGCUCAGUGAUUUCUAUGUACUGGAUAAUAAAAUGUGGACUCUCUGA